This is a messenger RNA of Lates calcarifer (barramundi perch), 2183 nucleotides long. RefSeq names its product sperm-associated antigen 16 protein-like. NCBI's taxonomy places the organism in Eukaryota, Metazoa, Chordata, Actinopteri, Centropomidae. The record is from RefSeq and is a predicted model, not a curated record. Gene Ontology annotation, molecular function: protein binding.
AUGCGCUCAGAGGCAGAGGAGAGAAAAUGUCAGCUCAGAGGCAAAGAAACAGCAGAGGAAGAGAAAAAGGAGGUUUUCUCAGAGGAGGAGGAAAACUUUGAGGAAGCACUGAGGGAGGCUGCCUCCACCGCUGCAGCCAGGAGAAGAUCUGGACUGCCCAAUCCACAAAUCAUCCGCAACAUCCCGGAGGUGGUGGAUGACUUCCUGAGGAACUUCCUCCGAAGAGCUGGCCUGAGUCGGACUCUGAACAGCUUUGAGGCCGAGUGGUACAGCUCAGCACAGAAACACCUGACAGAAACCCUGAUGCCAGAGACGCCGACGCAGGUGUCUUCUUUCAUCCCUGACGCUCUCACACACUCGCAGCUCCUCCAGAGCGAACUGGAGAGGGUCCGCGGAGAGACGGAGCGGCUCAGGCAGGAGCUGCUGGCGGCGGGGGAGAGCCUGGUCAGGACGCAGAGGGAGAGAGGUUUCCACCGGCUGCAGUACCGACAAGUUGCCGAGGAUAAAAACAGGCUGAUCGAGGACCUCAAUCAGCUGAAGAGACACCUGGAGUCCUAUGAACCAGCGCUGAGACAGCUGGACGACAAAUAUCAAGCAGCUCUGAGGCAGAGAAUGCUCAUCACUUUAGAAAAGGACAGAGUUCAAAACACCUCAGACGCAAGACUGAAUCGAGAAAAAGUCGAGAAAGGCAGAGGCAUCAAAAGGAGCGACAGCGCCGAUAAAUCAUCAGCAAAAAGUCCCAUAACCAGACAGUCCAGGGACUCUCAGUUCCCCAUCUACAGCAGGCAGCUGAGCCCUCACCUGGCUCAGGCCAAAUCUCAAAAAUGGAAAAACCCCGGCUCCUUCAGCCUGUCCUGCUCCAUCAGAGCACAUAAGAUGCCCAUCAGCUGCAUCAGUCUCCAUCCGCGGAAACUGAUCCUUGCCUCCGCCAGUGACGACCGCAGCUGGAGGCUGUGGGCGCUGCCAGCCAACGGAGAAAAGGUUGGUCAGAUGAUGCUGACAGGGGAGGGUCACUCUGAUUGGUUGUCUGGCUGCAGUUUUCACCCUGAUGGAUCAAAACUGGCAACUACCAGUGGAGACACGACAGUGCGGCUCUGGGAUUUCUCUCGUGGCUGCUGUGUGUUGACACUGUCCGGUCACUGCCAGGUCACCUGGGGGUGCUCCUUCCACUCCUGCGGCCACUUCCUUGCUUCCUGUUCUGCCGACAAAACAGUCAAGCUGUGGGACCUGAAAAGCCAGCUUUGUCUCCUCACGCUGCGUCGCCACACCACCUCCGUCAACAGCGUUUGCUUCCUGCCCUUCUCCAACCUCCUUCUCUCCUGCUCAGCUGACAAAACCCUUGCACUGUGGGACGCCAGGCUGGGCGUCUGCACCACCACCAUCCAUGGACACUUGCACCCUUGCAACCACGCCUCCUUCAGCCCGGCUGGUAAUGUCGUGGCCUCCUGUGACUCCUCUGGUGUCGUCAACCUGUGGGACAUAAGGAAGCCUGCGUCUGCAAUGGCCACUGUGGAUGCUGGGUCGCUGGGUGCCAACCAGGUGGUGUUCAGCCCAUUUGGGAAGAUGCUGGCGGUUGCUUGCAGCGACAGGUUGGUCAAACUGGUGAAGGUGGAUUCCCGUGCAGUGAGCACCCUGUCAGGACACAGCGAUGGCGUGCAGAGUGUGACAUUUGACCACACGGGGGAGUCUGUGAUGUCAGCGGGGAGUGACGGGCUGAUAAACAUGUGGUCAGAACAUGAAGUGAAUGAAGAAACGAAAAAGUGAAGUGAAACCAGCUGAUGACAUCUCACAUCAGACCGUCCUGCUGUCACAUGGCAUGGUCCUGCUCAGCCUGUAGAAACAGUUGUGUCUUCUGGGGCUCUGGAGGACCUUUAUCAAGACCUGGAAAAUUACCCUGGAGAUAUCUUGCACCUGUUUCAGCUAAAGAAAAGCACUUUUUAAAAAUUCCAACUCUGUUAAUAUGCAAGACAUCCUCAAUAAAAUUGAAUAUGAGCUGACACCAUGAGGGUAGUGAAGUAAGAUGUUUUAAUGUGAGCUGAGCUCAGAGCAGCUGAAGACAAGCUGAUAAAUCUGUUACAACAUACAUGUUUCUUGGUGCUGUUGUUAUCUGUCUGAAUAUAAGAAACACUGACAGUCGUUGGUUUAGAAGCAAAAAGCAAAUAAAAAUACUUCUGGGUCAAUAA